UUACGUUCGGUGUGCGAGAAGAGGACUGUUUUGGCAUGCUUGGAGCAAAUGGAGCUGGUAAAACUUCUGCGUUUGAGAUUAUUACUGGAUCGCGGUUUGCUAACUACGGAAGCUUUAGCAUCGCAGAUCAGUCCAUAAAUCAGACCCAGGGUAUUGCUUAUUGCCCUCAGUUUGACGCUAUGCUGCCUCGUCUGUCGUGUAAGCAAAAUAUGUUGCUUAUCGCAGGAAUGAUAGGUUACAAAGAACCAGCACAGGUUACGGAACGAAUGUUUCGUUUGCUUGACCUAGAAAAGCAUGCCACGAAAAAAUUUUCUAGCUGCAGCGGUGGGCAAAAAAGAAGAGUUAGCAUAGGAGUAGCCCUAAUAAACCCAUCAAAACUCAUUAUUCUGGACGAACCGACAGCAGGAAUAGAUCCAAAGACACGGCAUCUAAUUUGGGAGCUCUUGAAACAGAUGCAAUCCGAUGGGAGAGCCAUACUGAUUUCGUCUCACUCAAUGGGAGAAUGCGAAGCACUUUGUUCCCGUAUAGGCGUCCUCGUUAAGGGAAGAUUUGUAGCGAUAGGAUCGAGUCAGAAACUGAAGUCAAGAUACGCUAACAUCUACUAUCUUCACACUAUCAUGAAAGCACUUGACGACAAAGACAAGGUGACAAAUGAAGUUCUAUCUAAGUUUCCAUCAAGCGAAUUAGUCACAAAAACGGAGGAGACGUUGAAUCUUAAAUUCAAGAUUCCGCGAAAAGAAGGAGACAAGCUGUCAGAGCUCUACAUGAAAGCACAACAGAUAGCAUUAUCGAUACCACUCAGCGACUUUCUUCUAACACAAGCCUCACUGGAGGACGUUCUCGAGUUUUUAAACAAAAAGUACAGUGGCGAAGAUUAAUCUUUGAAACAACGUUCAUCAAAAUUAUCCAAAACGAGUUUUCAUUCUAUAAAAUUUUUUAAAAAUAUGCAGUGGCAUAGUGUUGGUUUAAGUUCUUUCAAUAAAAAUUAU
This is a messenger RNA of Cylicocyclus nassatus, 989 nucleotides long. The record is from the annotation of a GenBank genome assembly. Lineage: Eukaryota; Metazoa; Nematoda; Chromadorea; Rhabditida; Strongylidae.